Messenger RNA from Procambarus clarkii (red swamp crayfish), 3948 nucleotides. RefSeq lists its product as uncharacterized. Lineage: Eukaryota; Metazoa; Arthropoda; Malacostraca; Decapoda; Cambaridae. Gene Ontology annotation, molecular function: protein dimerization activity; DNA-binding transcription factor activity, RNA polymerase II-specific; RNA polymerase II cis-regulatory region sequence-specific DNA binding. The record is from RefSeq and is a predicted model, not a curated record. Gene Ontology annotation, biological process: regulation of transcription by RNA polymerase II.
CUCACGAGACAGUGACUGUCGGGCGCCGGAGGAGGAUGCACCUCUCCGUCGCCCCGGGGUUGCCUAAACACACUGGGUGUUGAGCGUGUCUAGUGUGAGUGGUUACUGAGGUGUAGUGGAGGGGGUGGUCCGGUACACCCUCGCCCCGCCUUCCGCCCACUCCAGCAGCAGCAGCAGCGUGAGGACGUGACUCAGGGGAGCGUUGAUGGUGCGACUCUGCCAGUGUGCUCCCCACCACCACCAGUUGUUGUGGAGGCCAAGUGAACCCGUUUGGUGGUGAGGGCGGCGGGCCGUCAAGGUCGCGUGAUCCCACAGUGUGUAGCUAUGUGGCAUGCAGUGUGGCGGGGUGUGCCGCUCUCUCCUCCUCACCCAUGGAGACCCACGCACUGCUGACCCCACCACACACAAUCCCGCCCUCCGCUUCCAAUUUACUCACAAUGUGCAAUAUACACAAAAGCCGCAACUGGUUAUGAAGUGAGGCUAGUGUAGGUGUUUGUAAUGACUUUUGUGUAGUGUUGUGUAGAGAACGGACCGUGGUGAAGGUGUGUAGUGUGAGCACUCCCGCCCCACACCCGCCCCACACCCGCCUCUCCCCCCUCACCCUCAACAUGGGACUCAAGCAACUCGACCCGCCCGAGAAGUGGACUCAUCCCCCCAAGAAGAAGUGGAUCUAUAAUUAUUUGGCUGACGAUGAGGGUGGUGAGGAGGGUGUCACAGACGAGGCGGCCAAGAGAGAGGUGGUGUUCCGCAGGGCGCCUGACACCUACAGUAGAAGUGCACCCACCAACACCACCCACCACCACUAUCACCACCACCACCACCACACCAACAACCAUGGCGGUGUGGCCUCCACCACUCCGCCCCCCGCCACUCGCACUGCGCCCUCAAGCCCUGGCCACGCCCGCGAGGAGAUAGGCCAGCAGCGGCGGGUUCCGGCGUUGACCCCGCCCAUGGCGGGGGGAGUGAGGGGUGUGAGUGUGGGGUGUGGGCAGCAGGGGGCACAACAGCAGACGUCGCCAAGGACAUGUUUGUCAUAUCCAGGUUCACCUGCGUCCUCCCCUCCGCACCUGACAGUGACCCCUCGGGGCAGCGCUGCCUCGCCGCUUGGGUUACUCAGCGCCUUCCGUCACGACUCUUCGUCCUCCUCCUCUUCCCCGCCGUCAUCCGCCACCUCUGGCCCCGCCUCAGACCCUGCUCUCACCCGCCUCUCUCACGACGCCUUUCAGCCUCAUCUCACCAAUGGCCUCACGCGGCCCAACGGACUGAGCAAGUCCCUCUCCCUUUCUCCCUCCUCUCACAACUUCACUCAUCACGGCCUCUACUCCCCGGAGGACCCCGCCUUCAAGGACGAUAAGAAGCGCUCGGGGAGUACGCCGUCACGGGAGGUGCACAAUAAGCUGGAGAAGAACCGUCGGGCACACCUUAAGGAGUGUUUUGAAACUUUACGCAGACAGCUGCCUUCCAUGGAUGACAAGAAGAUAUCCAACCAGACUAUACUAAAGGCUGCCCAUAGACACAUCCAGACGUUAAAAAGAAAAGAGCGUGAAUAUGAGCACGAGAUGGAACGCUUAGCAAGGGAGAAGAUAGCUCACCAACAAAAGUUGUCAGCACUGAAGAAAGAGUUGUCAGCACGAUGGGACCAUAUUGACUUUAAUGCCUUACUCCCAGACAUGGCAUCUCUAGAACAGCAUCGAGACAAGGAGACAAAGUCGACCACCACUGCUUCAGAACAACCAGACUUGGAAGAUGAUUCUCCUAGGGAUGCUGGCACGCAAGCCACCUCGGUUAAUGUACCAUGCACACACACGCCACGUCUGCAUGCCGAGCCUUCUCGCGGCACCGCCACUUUUGCAACCAUAAAUAAUGAUGGGAGUAACAGUAUUGGUACUUCAGGGUUGGUACCUUUAAGAGAACAUUUUGUAGACCCAAACCAGCCAUUAAAUCUGUCAACCAGUAUUGUUGACUCUUCAAGAGUGUCACCUCGGGCACAGCAGAUAAUUUCACAGGGACGAUCUCCACACAACAGUAGUGAGUGGGGCUCGCGUCAAGCAUCACCACACUAUACAUCAGCCACAUAUACUACUAGUAGUGAAGAAGACACAUGGCCAUCCUCAGAUAUUAGUACUGUGGCACCUACCUUAACACGGGAAACAAUAACAAGUGUACAUAGUGAGCACUUGCCUAUAAUGGGAAGCACAGGGAUCCAUCUGCCAGCACAACUAGUGGCAGGUGGGAUGCAACUAAAUGGUGCACCAGGUGGACUAUUAGGUCAGCCAGCCAUCCAGGUUAUCACUCCAGAGGGUUAUAAAUUGUUGCCUGCGGACCAUGCACCAAAUGGUACCAAGCCACUCACAAUCACACUUGCACAUCCAGCAGAAGGACUCGAGAGGGGAGAGAAUUCUGACGAUGUGAAAACUAGUGCAGCUCCAAUGAUGGUUGCUCUUAACAAAAAUGGUGUAUCUGCACUACACUUGGCAGUUCCAACUGCCCGCUCACUAUCUCAUGCACAAGGCACCAAUGGAACGGUUCCUCUGAACUUGAGUGUAGGAGGAGCUCCUACAGUGAAGGUGACACAAGCAGCUACAUCCUCUCUCUUAUCUUCAUAUCUGCCCAUAACGCAUGCCAAUGGCAUCACACAGUUGGUGUCUGGUCUCGGCGGUAGCAUGGGAACGCUUGUGUCAGGACUAGGCCCUCCAAUAGUUACACCCUUGGUGGUAUCCCAGCCACAGCGGGCUGGUGUGCCAGGAACUGUCACAACAGUAAGCAAUAAGGGUAUAAAAACUGCUAACAUGGGAGGCAGUGCAACCAGUGUGCCACUGGUAUCAACGCAGUAUACCACUUCCCUUGCUAGUGGUCUAGGUGGACUAGUGAAACCUGUGGUUGUAGUGUCUGCUCCAGCAGCAGUUACCGGACUGAUGGCAGGGGCCCACACGGUGGUCUCUGGCAAGCCCUGAUGUGCACCUCAUACAGACAAUCCCAGGAGAGUACAAGCCAUACCUCAGCUGUGGGCUGGACAGGAGGCUCUUUGCCUCAACUGUUGCCCACUUUCACCACCACUCUCAUUCUUCAUCGUCAUACUUGUUAUCAUGAGAAAACUAGUACAUAUUUUCAUGUUUUAUUUUUAUGAGAUGUAACUUGGCAUUUAUGUCAAGUUUCUCUAUGUACAUUUUCAUUACCGGUGAUGUUGGAGAUAAGGAUAUCUAGUUAUUCUUAAUUUUAAAGAAAAUUUUAUUAGCUAAAUUAUUUUAUAAGGUGGCCAGCAUGGAAUCCAGGCUGCACCAGGAAGUGUUGUACUGAAGGUGAUGUAUGCCUGGACUAGCCGUCAGUCUUUGGCAGGUCACCAAACUGUGAUAGUGGUUCAUCUAGCGACUCUUUGUUUUCCGAGAGUUGCUGGGUAGGACUCGAUUAUGCUGGUGGAUGCACACUGCUCAACAUGGUGCUAGCCACCAUAUUUGUGUUGCACUCACUGGUGUAUAUAGCAUCACCCACCUGGUUGUUGGUGUUAUUGUUAUCAAACCUUGUUGUAAAUGUCUUAUCUUGAUUAUGUAUUGUGUAUGUAUGCCAUUUUUUUUUUUUUUUGACUAAAUGAUCCUUAUAAAGGUGACUAAAUGUUACUGUGGCUCCCCUGAUGCUCUGCAUACAAAGUGUGCAAGAGUCGACAAUUGCUGACAGUGAUAUACACCCGCUCAGGGUGACGCAGUUUCCCCCCUCUUCCUCAGACCUGCCGCCCACCUCACCAAAUAUCUCAAGUGUACAAAUUCAACUGGUAAUCAGUUGUUACAUGCAAGUGUAUUGGCUGCAGUCUAUUGUACCAAGUGUUUGUGUCACUCUGGGCGGCAGUACUAUGCCAGAUCUCAGGGUUGACAGGGACCUACAGGCCCCUGCUCACCUCAGUGCAAACAAGCCAUACCCAAACCCUUUAAUUGAUAGUAAAAUGUUUCAAAUGUC